Messenger RNA from Argiope bruennichi, 1235 nucleotides. RefSeq names its product surfeit locus protein 4 homolog (gene Surf4). Gene Ontology annotation, cellular component: membrane; endoplasmic reticulum-Golgi intermediate compartment; endoplasmic reticulum. Gene Ontology annotation, biological process: Golgi organization. The record is from RefSeq and is a predicted model, not a curated record. The transcript is spliced from 6 exons. NCBI's taxonomy places the organism in Eukaryota, Metazoa, Arthropoda, Arachnida, Araneae, Araneidae. The coding region runs from base 173 to 1015 and encodes 280 amino acids.
UAAAAGUCAAUCCAUAACGAAACUGUUCUAUUCGGUUUCAUUUUAAUUAACUGCGAGUUCCGAACUGUCAAUGAAGAAACUGCAACUUGAACCAAUAUCGGCGAAAGAGUUACUUGGAGUUACAGGCGUGAAACGACGUGGCAUAAGCCGAAUCGCGGUUCGCCUGUGAAAAAUGGCACGGGUUGACCAAAGACAGGUGUUACAAAUAGCUGAAGAUUUUGUAGAUGAGGUUUCUAACUGCAACAGUUUUAAGGUGUUGCGGUAUGGUAAACACAUUCUUCCCACAUUGGCUCGGCUAUGCCUUGUCAGUACGUUCAUUGAGGAUGGCAUUCGCAUGUGGAUGCAAUGGAAUGAACAAAGGGAUUACAUGAAUGUUUCAUGGGGGAUUGGGUGGUUUUUAGGAUCGCUUUUUGUUUUGGUCAAUUUAGUUGGCCAAUUAGCUGGAUCAAUCAUGGUAAUUGCACGAUUCAAAGUUGAUGCUGCUUGUGCUCUUCUGUUUUUCAUAGUUUUCUUGCAGACUGUAGCAUAUAGCAUCUUAUGGGAUCUGCAUUUUCUUUUAAGAAACCUUUCACUUGUGGGAGCUCUGCUAUUAUUAAUAGCUGAAAGAAGAGUUGAAGGAAAAAGUCUUUUUGCUGGCAUUCCCACUCUUGGAGAAAACAAGCCUAAAAAUUACCUGCAGUUGAGUGGGCGCAUUCUUUUAGUUUGCAUGUUCAUCACAGUCCUGAAGCUAGAACUCAGCGUUGUCCAAGUCAUCCAAAACAUUGUGGCCUCAGCUCUUAUGGUUCUAGUCACAGUGGGAUACAAGACAAAGCUGUCUGCUCUUGUCUUAGUUCUGUGGUUGAGUGCCGUCAACUUUUAUUCAAAUGCAUGGUGGACACUCCCCUCCUAUAAGCCAAUGAGGGAUUUCCUCAAAUAUGACUUUUUCCAAACUCUUUCCGUGAUUGGUGGGUUGCUAAUGGUUGUUUAUUUGGGUCCAGGAGGUGUCAGUAUGGAUGAGCACAAGAAAAAAUGGUGAAUUUUUUUUCUUUGGCAUUUUGUCAGGUGUACCAUUUUUUUCCCUUAAGUUCUCAUGGUGUCUAAAUAAAACAAAUUUUGAAGAGUUUUAUAUUUUUAAACAAAAUAAUCGUUUUUUGUGCUAUUUUGACUUUUUUUUUUAGUACUUAGCAUGUUUUAAGGUGUCCAUCAGUGUAAAAUGUGUCCAUUUCGGCAACAUUAAAUUUAUCUUAUCAUUCUCA